Molecule: messenger RNA, 2056 nt
Organism: Equus quagga
Lineage: Eukaryota; Metazoa; Chordata; Mammalia; Perissodactyla; Equidae
Gene: ZACN
Product: zinc activated ion channel
Exons: 10
Coding region: 1-1221 (406 amino acids)
Biological process (GO): nervous system process; regulation of membrane potential; signal transduction
Cellular component (GO): neuron projection; membrane; synapse
Molecular function (GO): neurotransmitter receptor activity; extracellular ligand-gated monoatomic ion channel activity; transmembrane signaling receptor activity
Source: RefSeq, a predicted model, not a curated record
AUGCAGCGCACUCUGGAUAAAAGGGCGCAGAGUGCUUUGCUGAGCUACAAGGGGAGUGUAGAUCGCACCCAAGGCGGCCGAGCCUUGCCAUCCUUUGUCGACUUCAACUUGCGGGAGGAGGUUCAGGAAAGCACACAGAUUCCAAACAACGGGAGCGCACCCCUGCUUGUGGACGUACGGGUGUUUGUAUCAACCGUGUUUAAUGUGGACAUCUUGCGGUACACAGUGUCCUCCAAGCUGCUGCUUCGGCUGUUCUGGCUGGACCCUCGCCUGGCCUGGAACGUGAGUGAGCACCCGCAGCACGCGGUCACGCUGUCCUUGGACUCACUCUGGACACCGGGACUCACUAUCCAGGAGGCGCUCUGGGUGGACUGGCAGGAGCAGAGCCCGAGGGCCCGAGUGGACCAGGACGGCCAUGUUGAGCUCUACCUGGCCCUCACCACGGAGACCACCUGCGACUUUGACCUCCUCCGUUUUCCCAGGGACCAGAGCGACUGCAGCCUCAGCUUCUAUGCUUUCAGCAACACUGUGAAGGAGCUGAAGUUCCGGGCCCACGUGGUGAAUGAGAUUGUCAGUAUCAAGAGGGAAUACGUAGUCAAGGAUUUGAAAACUCAAGUCCCACCCAAGCAGCUGGUGCCCUGCUUCCAGGUGACGUUGCGCCUGCAGAACACAGCCCUAAAGGCCAUCAUAGCUCUGCUGGUACCUGGGGAGGUGCUGCUGUUGGCUGACAUGUGCGGGGGGCUGCUGCCCCUCCGGGUCACCGACCGCAUUGCCUACAAAGUGACGCUGCUGCUGGGCUACUUCGUCUUCCACUCCUCUCUGGUGCAGACCCUGCCCAGCUCCUCCUCCUGCAACCCACUGCUCAUUUAUUACUUCACCGUCCUGCUGCUGCUGCUCUUCAUUAGCACCGUGGAGACUGUGCUGGUAGCCGCACUGCUGGCCCGGGGGGACCUCAGGGCCAAGAGCAGCCCCAGCCCAGGUCCAAGAGGGGAGCAGCGAGAUCAUGGGAACCCAGUGCCUAAUCCUGAAGAAGCCCCCAGAGGAGUAAAGGGGUCAAGAAGGAGCCGGACUGAGGCUGCUGACCACAUCUUCUUCCUGGUCUAUGUAGCGGGGGUGGUAUGUAGCCAGUUCAUCUUCGCUGGACUCUGGAUAUGGGUGCCAUGCAAGUCUGCUCCACCCCCUGGCGAGUCUGCACCUCACGGUGGGAAGCCCAGGCUGUAACAGGGCCGGGCCCAGGGCUGCAGGCCCGGGGGAGUGCCAUGACAGGGUCUCUGGAGAGAAGGAGGGGGAGGUCGACUCUCUUCCCUAAUCCUGGAGGACCUCAGGCCACCAUGAGCUCUCCCUUCCGUUAGCAUACAAGCAAAGAGUGUGAAAUAAACCCAUUGCCCAAGAGCAAGUGCACCUUAAGGGUCUGUCUUCAUUGAGCUCAGCUGUUCACCCUUGUCCAAGUAGGUGGGGCCCCACCAUGUGCCUGACUCCCACUCCAUUCCUGAACUCUCCAUUGUCCACCAGUCACCCAGCACUCCCCCUGCCCACCACCUAACUGCUCCUUCUGUGACCACUGCUGCUGCGUGGCCCUGGGCCAGGAGGCACUGGGGACCAGAGACAGGGGUCUGAGAAGCCACAGAUGUGGUCAGACUUCCUUCCUCAGUGUGCUGGACGCCAGAGGGCAUGGACAGAGCACUCCUGCUCUAGCCACCUGGGGGCCACUAGGUAGGGAGAAGGCGCAUCCCUAGACCUCAGGACUGUGGGCGACGGGGAUGCAUCUGCUGCACUAAAUCCAAGAGAGUGGGUCAGUCCGGCUUGCUUUUUCUCCAGGCCCUCUGGCUGCGCUGUGGCCUGCUCCCCUGACCCGAGCCACGCGUCUGGGCUGAAGGGGGAGUCCUCCAUCCCUAGCUCUGAACUGGGAUUUGUUCCGCUUCCUGCUCUUGUACACACAAGGCAGCUGUGGGCAUAGGCCUUUGUCCUCCUUCUCUGUCCUUCCCUGUCUGGAAGUCAUCAGCUGGCUCCUGGACACUGUGGUCCAGGUCACAAACCCAAGGUGUGAAGGAAUCCC